Molecule: messenger RNA, 522 nt
Organism: Lathyrus sativus (Indian pea)
Lineage: Eukaryota; Viridiplantae; Streptophyta; Magnoliopsida; Fabales; Fabaceae
Source: the annotation of a GenBank genome assembly
AUGUUGAAAUUAUUGAUGUUAUUCGUUCUCAUCUUGUGCAUCACUCUUGUUGUAACUCACUCCCGAGUUAUUCAACCAAGUGAUGCUAAUACUAUACAACAAACUUGUAGUAAAACUCCAAAUUCUGCACUAUGCAUUAAAUUCCUAAAUGCUGACCCAAAAAGCUCCACCGCAAAUGUCAAUGGUUUAGCACUAAUCAUGGUUAAUGUAAUAAAGAGUAAAGCAAACAUUGCAGUAAACAAAAUCAAUCAACUUAAUGGAAGUAUUCCUCCCACUCAAAAGGGGGCACUUAAGUCAUGUGCUGAUAAAUACAAUGCAAUUUUGGUAGCUGAUGUUCCACAAGCAACCGAAGCUUUGCAAAAAGGAGAUCCAAAAUUUGCAGUAGAUGGUGCAAAUGAUGCUGCAAUUGAGGCCAAUGGUUGUGAGAAUGGCUUCUCUGGAAAAUCACCACUCACAGCUGAAAAUAAUGUGGUGCGUGAUGCAUCCGCCAUAACAUCAGCAAUAUGUAGAUUGUUGCUCUAG